GCCUGCGUUUGCCAUCGAUCCUGAGCCGUGAACGGAGCCGUGGGCGAGCGGGCGGGCGAUGAGAGUGGCCAGCGGAUCCCUAGUCAGCAUUCGAGAGCAACAGGCACCUUCUCUCCUUUCGAUCCGCGCCUUUUGCCUCAGCGACGGAGCAGUCGGCCAUGAUCACAAGCCCUUCCAGGCCUCAGGGCCUAGAGCUAAAGACAGAGCCGAUCACCAAGCUGUCCGAAGUCCACAUCGCUCUCAAGGCAUUGGGGGCCAAGACGCUGGACGACUAUGCGCUGGAAGCCGUAGCGACCAGCAGGGAUCGUUUCGAAUCUGGCAACCAAGGGCAGCUUUCAGCUCCGAUGGCCAGCGACGACUAUCUCAACGACUUGGACGCCCUGGCGCUCAGCUCUCCCCGUCUGACACCAAGCAAGAGACCACGAGACGGCGAGCAAGACGCCGACGACAAUGCCGAAGAAGCAGCUCCAUUGCUCAGCACGUCAAGCACCGGUCCACUGUCCCUCCUUCCCAUCACCGUCCACUCCAAGCUAGCGAAGAAGAUGGCUUCGAGUCGCACUGGGUCAAUCCACGAAUCCUUCAAGAGGGAGCCAGGCAAGACGGCCGUCUCUACGCUCAAUGAGUUUGCCCAGCAGGCUGCACUCAGAGCGCCCGAGUACGCGCACACCUCUCAGGAAGGGUGGGUAGCCAAGAGGAGCCGAUCAGUGUGAUCGCUGACCCAGUGUCUGUUGUCUCGCCCGCCCGCUAGCCUCCGCUGCUCACCAGACCACUACGUCACGCUUCGCUUUGAGGGUCAUGCCUUCCAUGACGAGAAAGGCUCACCCAGCAUCAAGGCUGGCAGAGAGGUGUGCGCCAAGCUUUGCCUUGACUACUUCUUCCCAGAAGAGGCUUGAGCGCCGUGUCGCCCCGUUGCCAGGCUUCCCUUAUCGCUUUCUAUCAGCCAAGUCUACUUCUUCUGCUAGCUUGCUAGCUUCACAUGUUACCCCGGUCUCCUCGGCAUAAUAUCACCCUCAUUCAUCGAGCGCUUCGA
This is a messenger RNA of Jaminaea rosea, 1030 nucleotides long. RefSeq lists its product as hypothetical. The transcript has a single exon. Bases 159 to 710 code for a protein of 183 amino acids. The record is from RefSeq and is a predicted model, not a curated record. Lineage: Eukaryota; Fungi; Basidiomycota; Exobasidiomycetes; Microstromatales.